GGCAGACUACUCUCUCCUCGCCAUCCCGGCCUUCACUAUUCUGGCCGUGGCCCCUCACGCCNNUAUGCACUUUCCACUGUCAAGAAGCAUACCCAAUGGUCAAAUGCGAACAGCAGAGGCGAGGGCAACAUCCAACAUAUGAAGAAGACUCUCCCUCCUGCCGUCUUUGCAACCUAUGAACGCGCCGAGGCUGCGCACAAGAACAGCAUGGAGAGCUUGCCUCUGUUCAUUGCUGCAACUCUGGCUGGUGUGUUUGCCGAGAAGCUCACAAGAACUGAUGUUGGCAAUGCCCAAUUCUCCACUAUCUUCCUGGGCAUCAGAGUACUUUACACUCUUCUCUACAUCAACACAUCAUCAGAGCAAGCCAGUCAUGCUCGUUCGUUGACAUGGACAGCAGGUCUGGCUUUGUGUUUCUACCAGAUCUACAAGGCAGCCGUUGCUCUUGCC
Aureobasidium vineae is the source of this 447-nucleotide messenger RNA. The record is from the annotation of a GenBank genome assembly. NCBI's taxonomy places the organism in Eukaryota, Fungi, Ascomycota, Dothideomycetes, Dothideales, Saccotheciaceae.